CUUUCCUUCCUUUCUCUCUCUCUCUCUCUCUCUCUCUUCGGGCCGCUCCCCCUGGGCAAGGAUGGCCGAGGCGUCUCCGGCGUCGCCGCUGGACGUGGAGCUGGACCCGGACUUCGAGCCCCAGAGCCGCCCGCGGUCCUGCACGUGGCCCCUGCAGAGGCCCGAGCUGCAGGGCCAGCCCGGGGCGGGAGGCGGUGCGGGAGGGGGCGACGCCAUGAUCCCCGAGGAGAAGGACGACGACGAGGAGGACGACGAGGAGCCCGCGGGGCCCGCGGCGGGGAGCGAGGACUCUCCCACGGCGGCCACUCUCCCGCAGGGCGCCUUUCCCCCGGGCCCCAAUAAGCAGCCCCAGCAGCAGCAGCAGCCCUCCUCUCCUCAGGCAGCAGCGCCGCCCCUGCCGCCCCCUCCGCCCCAGGCGCCGCGGAAGUGCUCCUCCCGGAGGAACGCGUGGGGCAACCUGUCCUACGCGGACCUCAUCACCCGCGCCAUCGAGAGCGCGCCCGAGAAGCGCCUCACCCUCGCCCAGAUCUACGAGUGGAUGGUGCGCUGCGUGCCCUACUUCAAGGACAAGGGAGACAGCAACAGCUCCGCCGGGUGGAAGAACUCCAUCAGACACAACUUGUCCCUUCACAGUCGAUUCAUCAGGGUACAGAACGAAGGAACUGGGAAAAGCUCGUGGUGGGUGAUCAACCCGGAUGGAGGGAAAGGUGGGAAAGCGCCACGGAGACGUGCUGUCUCAAUGGACAACAGCAACAAAUAUACAAAGAGCCGAGGACGAGCAGCCAAGAAAAAAGCAUCUCUACAAGCUGCCCAGGAAACCACGGAAGACAGCCCCACCCAGCUCUCCAAGUGGCCAGGUAGCCCCACGUCACGCAGCAGUGAUGAACUGGAAGCAUGGACAGAUUUCCGGUCCCGUACAAACUCAAAUGCCAGUACCAUAAGUGGCCGCUUGUCUCCAAUCCUGGCAAGUACUGAGCUAGAUGAAGUCCAGGACGAUGAUGCUCCGCUUUCCCCCAUGCUGUACAGUAGCCCGCCCAGCAUGUCUCCAUCGGUAAACAAACCCUGUAAUGUCGAGUUGCCUCGGUUGACUGAUAUGGCAGGCACCAUGAACUUGAAUGAUGGCCUGACAGAUAACCUUAUGGACGAUCUUCUGGACAAUAUAAGUCUCCCCCCUUCUCAGCAGUCUCCCACAGGGGGUCUCAUGCAGAGAAGCUCAAGUUUUCCAUACAGCUCCAAAGGCUCAGGUCUUGGUUCUCCAGCGAGUACUUUCAACAAUGGUGUGUUUGGGCCAUCAUCUCUGAAUUCCCUCCGUCAGUCUCCCAUGCAAACCAUCCAAGAGAACAAGCAAGCAACAUUUUCUUCCAUUUCUCACUACAAUAACCAAACGCUGCAGGAUCUGCUGGCAUCAGAUUCGCACAGCCACAGUGACGUCAUGAUGACUCAGUCCGAUCCACUCAUGUCACAGGCUAGCACAGCCGUGACUGCCCAGAACGUACGCAGGAGUAUUAUGCUGCGGAAUGAUCCAAUGAUGUCGUUUGCUGCGCAACCAAGCCAGGGUAGUUUGGUCAACCAGAACCUGCUCCACCACCAGCAUCAAUCCCAGAAUUCCUCUCUCAGUGGCAGUCGUGCCUUGUCGAAUUCCGUCGGUACUAUGGGCUUAAGUGACUCAAACAGCAUUGGGCCGGCAAAACACCAGCAACAGUCGCCUGCCAACCACUCUAUGCAGUCCCUUUCUGACUCACUCUCAGGCUCUUCAUUGUAUUCCAACAGCCUGAGCCUUCCAGUCAUGGGGCAUGAUAAAUUUCCCAGUGAUUUGGACCUGGAUAUUUUCAAUGGGAGCUUGGAAUGCGAUAUGGAGUCCAUUAUCCGCAGUGAACUCAUGGAUGCAGAUGGGUUGGAUUUUAACUUUGAUUCCCUCAUCUCAGCCCAGAAUGUUGUCACUCUGAAUGUGGGAAACUUCACUGGUGCUAAGCAAGCUUCAUCACAGAGUUGGGUUCCAGGCUGAAGGAUUUAUGCAAAGAGGGGAAAAUGGGCAAAGCAGGCCCUUCACCUGACACGAGUCCUAAAAGAAAAAAAGAAAA
Anolis sagrei ordinatus is the source of this 2081-nucleotide messenger RNA. It is a transcript of the gene FOXO3, whose product is annotated as forkhead box O3. Gene Ontology annotation, cellular component: nucleus; mitochondrial matrix. The record is from RefSeq and is a predicted model, not a curated record. Gene Ontology annotation, biological process: regulation of transcription by RNA polymerase II. Gene Ontology annotation, molecular function: DNA-binding transcription factor activity, RNA polymerase II-specific; RNA polymerase II cis-regulatory region sequence-specific DNA binding. NCBI's taxonomy places the organism in Eukaryota, Metazoa, Chordata, Lepidosauria, Squamata, Anolidae.